AUGGGUGAGUGUAGUAGGCCAAACGCAUGGAAGAAAAACGCCUGGGGAACCAAUGAUAAUGAAGUUUGCUGUCCAAUGUUGCUUCGAAGUGCUCAUAUUUUAGGUCGAAGAGCCUGUAGUUCGUUUUGUCGACAUAAUGAGUGAAGACCUAGCUCAAAGCAUUGACGAAGAAGAAAAAAAGCAGGAAGAAACAUUUCUUAAGGUUUCAUUACUGAGACUUUCAUCUAAUAGAAACUUUAUAAGGAUUUUGAAAAUGUUAUGAACUCGGAGUCUAUCGAUGAAAUUUUGCUCAAUACUUCUGGAAUGACCGACGAAGAAAUGGCAAUCGCUCUUCAACGUCAUUUUGAUAGGUGACUUAAAAUUUUUAAAACCACGGGCAAAGUCCAAACUGCCUUCAAAAAGAGUCUAGAGCUUUUUGAAUUUCUAAAAAAAGUUUCAAACGUUUCUCAAAAUCUCCUUUUUGUUCCCUUUUAUACCUUUUUAUAUUUUUCUUUCAAAAUCCUAAAUCUUAUUCUCAAAGCUUGUAUUUUAGAAAAUUUUAUUUAAUAAACUCACCGCAUUUUUCUUCUUUUUAAGAGAGGCUGAUCUGGCGAGAGCGGUUGCCUCUUCAUCCAACACCGGAGAGCAAACAACGAAGAAUGCCCGGAAUAUGAAGAAUGGUAGUACCUUAUUAAACAGAAGGGGUAGUUUUCAAUCACCUUGAUUUAGUUGUGGUGACUCCGGAUCGAUACUGUCCGAAGACGGCUCAAGAGACUGACGAAGAUUCAGAUGAGGAUGACGACGAACUUAGGCAGAUCGCCACGGACAUGCUCUACGCAAAAGCGAGUAUUUAUUGGGAAUUCUGAGCGAUUGUCAUGUGUGGAAACCUAUUCCAAUUUCAUGUUGCAGCUUGACGAGGAGUCUGCGUCUUCCUCUCGUUUGCGUACCACUGGAAGUGUCACUAAACAUAACCCGACCAUAGCAGCUCGUCGCAACGCCGACAAGACUUUGAAUGUAAAAAAUUUAUUGAUGAUGUGUGUUUUUCGUAGCCAAAACUAAUUGAAUACUUACUUUUUCUUUUUCUUUUUUUUAGGUUUCUCACCAGAUUAAUGAUUGGAAUUUCCGUGGACAUGAAAAACAAUUUUAACUUUAUUACCCCAAAAUUAAUUUUGAAGAAAAUUUGAUAAAGUCCCAGUACAAGUACGUAGGGGAGGUUUUUGAGCUAGAACAAAGAAAAUUUGAAAUUUUUACGUAGCAAAAAAACUUUUAUUGACAAGGUUAAGAAAUAAAAGUUAGUCCGAACCUUUUGUCAAAAUUCAUGCAGAUAGAGAACAAAUUUGAAAGCGUUGAUUUUACCCGUUUUGGCAUUUUUAAAAGGUGACCGCUAAACUAUGGAAGUGAAAGAUAUUACCUUUGUAGGAUGCUGUCAACGUCUCGACGGGCGACUUGGUGAGCGACGCGAUCAGCAGCCGCGUCUACAAUUCGCUGCGUUCAUUCGCCAAAACGGAGGUCAAGCGACAGAUGCGUAUGAAGGACAAGGUUUGUUUGGAGUUUCAUCAGCUUUCACUCACAAAAAAAAUGUUUUUUUUUUCUGAUUCUUGUAUGAUUUUUUUAGGAAGAAAAGGCAACGAUGGAAACUUCGGUAGAUGCGAACACGCGUUUGUCUCUGUUCAAAUGGAUCAACCAAGGCGUUUUUGACACUAUCGAAGGCGUCAUUGCUACAGGAAAGGUAACAUUUUCUUCAGUUUUUUUUUUUGUUGCAUAAAAUUUGAAACUCAGGAGUCGGCAGUGCUCCAUGCAGCUCAAUCUUCUUCUACUCAUUUUGCUGUUAAAGUUUAUAAAACUACUCUGAGUGAAUUCAAGAACAGGUUGGUUUUUUUUCAUGCUCUUUUAUCUAAAUAUUUCUAGAAGCGAGUAUGUGAAAGACGAUUUCCGCUUCAAAAACCCACGCGGAGUGUUGCGUAUUUGGGCGGAAAGAGAAUUCAUGAACCUGAUGAGGUUAGAUGCCGGAUGAAUACUCAUAGAAAGAAUGGAACCCAUCAGAAUGACCAAGUGGGGAUUGCCGUGUCCGACGCCGGUCAAGCUGAAGCGGCAUCUUCUGGUGAUGUCACUCAUCGGCGAAGACGGCGUCGCUGCUCCGCGGCUCAAGAACGUCGACUGGGGAUUUUUCACCGAUGUCGAACGUAGAAAUAUCUAUGAGCAAGUAGAAAGUGUGAGCUCCUCCCCAAAGUUGACGGCCGACGGCUGUUUUUAUUAGAUAAUGUGCCGGCUGUACAAAGAGUGUCAGUUGGUUCACGCCGAUCUCAGCGAGUUUAACCUGCUGCUCUCUGAAGGAAAGGUUUCAAUGAUGAUUUUCACUUGAGUUAAAUUUUUCUUUUUCUGCAGGUUUAUGUUAUUGACGUUUCGCAAGCAAUGGACUUGUCACAUCCCAGGAAUUUGCACUUUCUCACAAGGUAUUUUUUUUUAUCAAAAAAACUUAAAAUUUUCUAUUCAUCCAAACCGUUUCUUUUGGAACUAAAGGGAGAAUGGAUUCAAGUUUGAAAAAAUUCAAUUACUUUACUUUUCUUGUCAUUCUCCUGGUAAUCGGACGAUUAACCCGACAAUUUCCUGGUCGUCUUGGACUAUGAUUGGAAAAAAAAACCGUGAUUCCAGAGAUAUCGAAAACGUGCUGUCUUUCUUUUCAAAGAUUGAGACACCGUCACUUCCAACACCGGUCGCUCUAUUCAAUCUGAUCACACAACUUGAAAUGUCGGAAGAAGAUGACCUUCAUGUGCAGGUGUGUUUUUUUUUAAAUUCAGUUUUUCAAUGAUGAACUGAAGGUGGAGCAGUUUUCUGAAGAGAAUCGGGGUGUUCAUCUUCGCAGAGACAAAGCUCGUCCCGCCGACUUUGAAUGGGAAAAAUACGAGGUAGGGUAGCUGUUUGGAAGUUACUUGAAAAGCUUUUCAGCUGGAUAAGAAGGCCAACCGUGGGAUAUCGCCGGCGCGCGAUUUCAACUGA
Caenorhabditis auriculariae is the source of this 2976-nucleotide messenger RNA. Lineage: Eukaryota; Metazoa; Nematoda; Chromadorea; Rhabditida; Rhabditidae. The record is from the annotation of a GenBank genome assembly.